CGCAAGACGCCCGAUGGGUCUAAUGCCGAGGACUUGGCUCGAUAACAAAGCCUCCCAACGACGGUCUGCGAGGUGUUGGUCCUUUAUAUAGUUGGAACAUUGUCAUGAAGCCACUCAUGCCAUCAGCAGAAACCUCUAUCCACGCCAUCUUUUAUAAUGGGUUCGACACCAACUACUGCACCAAUGGCUGAUUCCGCCACCAAACCUGAACUUUACAUCCUCAGUGACUUUCAUCCAGAGGCCGUAAAAUAUGCCCAAAAGUCUUUUGAUUGCAUCCUCUAUGGCGAUCCUCGCACAGAGAAUUGGCACUCUCACGCCACAGCAAUCCUUAUCAAGGAUUACUACAUCACAGAAGAUGACCUCGCCUCCGCUCCCAUGUUACGGGUCAUUGGCAAACAGGGCGUCGGCUUGGAUAAGAUUGACGUCGAGGCUUGCAAAAGACACAAUGUUAAAGUUUGUAACACUCCUGGCGUUAAUGCCUCGGCUGUUGCAGAGAUGGCGCUUUGUCUGGCGUUGACUGUCGCUCGGGAAGUGCCCCAGAUGGUAAUCCGACAGAGAAUUCAGGGCGAAGCUAUUCGAAAAGAGACUGUAGCCGGAAUGCUGCUGUCUAAAAAAAUCAUUGGAGUUGUAGGCAUGGGCCAUAUCGGUCAAGCUAUUGCACAUAUGUUCGUUGGCGGAUUGCAAGCAGAGAUCAUUGCUUUUGAUCCAUAUUUCCACGACAACGAAAGCUCCUGGAACACAAUACCCUACAAACGCGUCAAGACCCUCCCUGAGCUUCUCGAGGUCGCAGACGUGGUGACACUACAUGUCCCUCUCACCCCCAGUACGAAGAACAUGAUUGCAGCGCCGCAGUUGAAGCAGAUGAAGAAAACAGCCAUAUUGAUCAACACAGCACGUGGUGGGAUCGUCAAUGAGGAAGAUCUGGAAGAUGCGUUGGAGCAAGGUGAGAUUUGGGGUGCUGGUUUUGACUGCCAUUGUGAGGAGCCGCCGACAUUGGCAAAGUAUGAGCGGCUUUGGAAGUGUCCGCGUUUCGUUGGGACGCCGCAUAUUGCUGCUGCGACGGAUGAGACUCAAAUUGCUACGAUCAAUGGGGCCACGGAUGGUAUACUUCAGUUCUUGCGUGAGAACAAGAAAUGAAUAGUCAGAUCGAUGAAGUCCCAAGGUUGCUAGGGCAAAGGGAGCACUGUUCGAUACAUAUUUAUGUAGGCAGAAUGAAACAAUUACAGUGGAACAUACUGUCCUGUGAAACUGAGCUAAAAGUCUGAUGACCUUGCCGGUGACUCUUCCC
Fusarium odoratissimum NRRL 54006 is the source of this 1288-nucleotide messenger RNA. RefSeq lists its product as uncharacterized. NCBI's taxonomy places the organism in Eukaryota, Fungi, Ascomycota, Sordariomycetes, Hypocreales, Nectriaceae. The record is from RefSeq and is a predicted model, not a curated record. Gene Ontology annotation, molecular function: oxidoreductase activity, acting on the CH-OH group of donors, NAD or NADP as acceptor; NAD binding. Bases 157 to 1137 code for a protein of 326 amino acids. The transcript has a single exon.